Messenger RNA from Hydractinia symbiolongicarpus, 5195 nucleotides. Its product is annotated as LHFPL tetraspan subfamily member 7 protein-like. The record is from RefSeq and is a predicted model, not a curated record. The coding region runs from base 2979 to 3722 and encodes 247 amino acids. Lineage: Eukaryota; Metazoa; Cnidaria; Hydrozoa; Anthoathecata; Hydractiniidae. The transcript is spliced from 3 exons. Gene Ontology annotation, cellular component: membrane.
ACAAAGAAUUAAGAAAACAUGAUAAAGUACAAAUGUUUAUAUAAGAAUAAAAAUACACGAAAUGUCAUCACAGUGUAAACAAAUUUUCGCGUCACUUCUCGUGUUAAUCUCACUUGCUCAGUAAAGACUAUGUGACAGUUAAGGAAACGGAAGUGUUGUCAUGUAGCCUGACAUAAAAGGUAAAUACAAGAUGGUGACACUGAGUCACGUUUGGUACAGAUUUGAGUUCCACUAGAAAGUUGUAUAUGCUUUUAACAAACAAUUGGUAAAGGUAAAAAUGAAGCAUUAAUUUUAGAAUAUAUUCUCGUCUGCAAAUAUAUGUGCUAUAUUGUUCUCAGGUUGACAUUUUAAUCUUUAUUUUUAAGAAAUUUGAUACUGCGUACAGAAACAGGAUUGUAAAAGUGAGUUGGGAAUAUAAGAACUUACAUUGUGUUAAACGCAAGAUAGAAUUAUAAUUAUGGUUAUGAAAUGUAAUAUAGUGUGACGUUUAACUCCAACAGAAGAAAAAAACAAUACUUUCUAUUAUACAAGUGGUUAGUAUUUAGUUACCAUAGAUCUUUUAAUAAACAUUAAUUGUAAAGAUAUAUGUUGUGAGCCUGUUGCAGCAAUAGAAACACUUUUUUUGGUAGGGUGAAUAGAGACACAUAUACAAGAUUUAUUCCUACACAUUUAAACUUAAUUGAUCAGUCGGUCCUCUCUGAACACGUGUCAUUACAUAUUUUACUGAUCGUGACACGAAAACGAUCACACAGGGCCGACGAAUUGGUAUUGAACGUAAAAAGACGAACACGUUGACUAACAAAACCCAUGUCCUGUUAAGGCCGCACACAAACACACACAACAACUUAACAUUGCAUGUUACACUUAUGUAGCAAACAAGCUGCUGACGCAAGCCGUCCUGUAAUAAACCACGUGAUAGACACGUGUCUCUCAUUUAAUAUGAUUGUUGAUAAUCAUAUUCGCUCCGCCUUCUUUACAUUUAAAGAUAGAAUCAAAUAUAUUCAUUAAAUGCUAUUUUUUGUGGAAGUGGCGCCUCGUCCACUAAAUGCGGUGAUAGAACUGAUUAACCGUCGUUGCUUUAAUAAUUUCGACCGGUGUUGUAAAUAAUGUUUCAGAAUCUGGUAACGAAGUACAGUUUACAAUUUGACUGGACUCUUUGAAGAUAAGCCUUCGGGGAACAACGAAAAGUAAUUUUUUAUGUUAUAAACCACCAUACACAAAGCUUUCUAAUAAUAAGCAAAAGUUUCUUUCGAAAGAAUCACAAAGAAAAGGUGCAACUUCCAUGUAAAUUAUAAACCAAUAAAAGAUAAGAAUUUGUCUAUUGAAGUCCACUGGAUUGAGAUUGGUAAUAUUUGUUUCCUCUUGUUCAAGAUUAUGACUGCGGUUAGAACCUUUCCGGAAGCCUAUAUUAACUAUCGUUAAAAACAUCAAAAAACAACUCCGAACAAUAUAUUAUUUUAGACAUUAUCUUUUUAAUAACUAAAAAUGGUGUCUUAAUUGAGUUUAUCAACCAUUGGAUCAUAAUAAGCUGAAAAUAUUAUCAUUAGCGGUUGAUAGGUACUCCAUUACGUAUCAGAUCAGCUGUUUCCGUUCAUAUAAAACAGGAGCAAAAUAUGCUUGAAGAAGGAGUUGUACAAAAUGAGUUGUGCAAAAAUGAGUUCAGUUUGGCGCUUUUGGUGCGGUUUGGUUUUUUAAAGCUUCUGUUUUUUGUUUGUAUAUAUCUUUGUUAGACUUAUCUGUCUUCCUAAUCAGCUAUUAAAAUCUUAUUCUCAUGCUGUAUCUAGCAUGAAAUCAAAAAUACUGACGCAAAAUAGAAGACAACAUUAUUAUUUGUGGACUUUAUUUUUAAAUUAUUUGAAAUUUGAGGUAUGAAAUGCUUGUUUUUAAUCUUUGGUACUUUUCUGUAAUAAAAUAAUCAGCUUAUGCUUACGAAAUAUGCUUACGAAAACACAUAAUCAGGCUCAAAAUAUGCUUAUUUAGUAAAAAAUAUUGCCGUUUGAAUUUUAAACAGCAGAGAUUACAACUUCAAUCUCUCUACACUUUGGUUAAUUGGUUAACAUAUAUAAAAAUAAAAACUGCUCACAAAACAAAAAAACGUAAAUGCUUUCACAAAUUUUCUUAGGCUUCAGAUAAUGCUCAGCAUAUGCUUAAAAAUGAGUAAAUUUAAGCUCACGGAUGAUUAUAAAUGGCAUGUUUAUACAAAAAAAGAUGUAGUACAUAUUGUAAAAAAUUCUGCUUUCUGCAGGGAAGAAUUCUUUUGUGAAUACAAUUGCAACUUUAAUCUCUAGUUAUAUCAUGAUAAGAUGAUGACGAUUUCAAAAGUAAGCUGGGGUUGAUCAACAAUGUUUCUUUUUUUUAUGAUGCGAUCUGCUAGGAAAACAAAACAUCUUUUAAGUUUUUAUUGGGAAACUAAUUCUGACUAAAGUAGUGUAUAUAAGAUAACAAACGGGUUUAAAACUCCAUGAUUUAUCUCGACAUUCAGCAAGUUAAAUUGGUUUUAACGCGAUGUGGUUUAACAGUUCUCCAAGUUUUUGUAAAAAACUGUUUCACGAAAUUCUUCUAUUUUUAUUUAAAAGUACAAAGCAGUAUAAAUAAUUAAUGAAAGGAAAUGAAUAGAAGUUCUGUUGGAAAUAUCUACACUUCUCUUUUUUUCUGAAAAAUUUAUUUGCUGUGUUAAAAAAAAAAAGUUUCUUACAGAAAUCUCUUGAAGCGGUUGUUUGUUGGUUAUUUUUUGUUUGGCGUUCAGCAAGUCAUGUUAUAUUGAAUCAGCCGCGGUGUUACAUAUAUACGUUCAAUUUUAUUUUAAGAUGGAAUAUGUUUUUAUUGGUGCUGUUUAUCUUUGUAGGAUAUUAACAACGCUGAAUUUUUUUGUUUUUAUAGAGAAAUAUAUGAAAAAAUAUAUAAAGAUAGAAGAAGUUGUGGUAACAAAGUUAUUGGUACUCAAAAACAAAAAGUGUAUAAUAAGUUAAACUGAAAUUAUGGGGGCGUAUUGCAUAUCUUGUUUAUGGCUCACUACAACUAUUCUGUUUACAUCAGGGAUUAUUUUCUCCAUGCUAUCGCCAGUUUGGUUUGAAAAUUCGAAUGUGACUGCAUUAAAGCCAAACACUACAAGCACUUCUACAAAAAUGUAUGAUACAUCAAGACAACAGAGCAAUAAAUAUGGGACAGUAAGUCAAAAAGUCAAUGCAGUAGCAAGCUUUGGUCUUAUAAGAUACUGUAGAAUCUCAGAAUUAGACGACGUUAUGGUCAAGUGUCAAUUUUUUUCCAGCCUACAGGAAAUGCCAAGCAUAGCAUGGCUUAUAACAACUAUCAUAUUUUCUAUUGGUAUCGCGCUUUUUCUGAUAUCUGUUCUUCUUUCUGCAUUUGGAAUAUUUACAAGCAAACACAAUGGAGAUAAACUACGAAUUGCUUUGGCAUACCUACAGGUUAUUGGAGUUGUUUUUCUAGUAAUUUCUGUACUAAUGUUUCCGCUUGGACUGGAUUCCAAAUUUGCACAAGAUGUAUGUGGAACAGACGCUCGUAUGUAUCUAUCUGGAAGCUGCCAAGUUGCCUGGGGAUACGUACUAAGUAUUAUGGUAAUAUCGUUGACCAUGUUUUCUCCAAUACUUGCGAAAUAUUCAACAGAAAUGAAAGAAGAAGAGAAUGAAUAUGAAUUUGAAUACAAAAGUGACGUUGUUUCAAUAUCCCCAAGCAGCAAUAGCAAAGUGAUGACUACUGUGUAGAAAUAAAUUGGUCCACAUUGGAUUACAACUAACACUUCAACUUCGUCCUACGACCACAAGAAGUCUAUUAUUAGUAGUUCAAGAUUCAAGUUCAAGAACAAAUUUCUCUUCCAUGAAAUGUUUCCGUCUGGAAGUUGGUCAUGUGUAGCAUUUCCUUAAUUACAUAUGUAAUUAAAGCAAGUUAAUUGGAAUAAAGUGAAAUUAUUGUCGAGAGGUGAAAGAAACAAUGGAAUUUAAUCAUUGACAUAUAUCAUAAAAAGUUCUCAUACAGUUACAAGGACCAUUUUUUAUUACCCGAAAAAUAAUAUGUCAAGUAUAGGUACUUCCUUGGACAUAAAUUAGUGGAAUUAGUGGUGGAAUUUUGAAGAUCGUAACUGCAAGAAAUUGAGAACUUCUAUCUAGAUAAUCUGAACUCAUCAGCGUUCAUUUUCAUUGUUUACAGUAGAUUUAAGAUCACGAGUUGUUUUUUUUAAAUCCAAAAUCUUAAACGAGACUUGGACAUUUUCGACAAUGUUUAUACUUUGCCUACACCACUGCAAAUGUAAAACCUUCUCCACCAUUUUGUUACAUACCUACAGAAGCUGUCACAUACACAAUUUAUGUCCAGUGCUGUAGUUCAUACAAAAGAAUUAUAUUUUUAAUAACAAUGACAAGAUUUUAGAACAGAUCGUUACAUAUUUUGUAAGCUGCGUUGUAGCGGUUUGAACUUGUUGUGUUUUGCAGCUCUAUUUUAUUUUUAUUAAUAAAGCGUCUGAGGAGUUUAAUGAUAUAAGGGAAACAAUUUUGUCAAUCUUCUGUCGUAAGUAUUUCUACACUUCGACAUAAACAGAUGCCUUUGUUUAGCAACUACACUGCUUUAGAACUUUUAUCAAACAGGAUUCUUUGAGCCUUUUUUAACACUAAUUAAGAACAACAACUUUAAAUAAUUAGUUUUCUCCUCUCUAAACAUUAUCAAAUUGUUUUAAAAGCACCCCUGUUGUGCUUUACCCUUCUUAAAAUGAAAAAGAAGAAACAAUUUAUAAGUCAGUUUUUUUCAUGUUUUUAACAGUUUACUUUUGAUUAAUGUAUAUAUAGAAAAAAACUGCUUUUUAUAAUUUAUAAAGGUAGAAUCAAUAGAGCUGUUAUUUCAACAAAAUUCAAAAGGUAAACAUUGUGGCAUUAGUCUACAAUAACACAGAAUUUAAGCUGAAAAAAGCAUAUGUUUGCGACAAUGCUUGCUUUCAUUCUCAUCCAGCAUUACUGAGACUGAGAAAGUUCUUAAAAUGUUUUUUGAUCAAACUUCAGUUCAUUAUUAUUUUAAAGUAAACUUAUUCAUGGAUCAUGGAUUUAAUUUCUUUCGCGUACCUUUUCUCCUAAGAAAUCUCCUUUAGCGGUAAAGCACUGAGUCGAUGUGUUUUUAGUUUUUAAAAAUUUUAGAAUGUAAAUGUAAAUCUUAUAGUUUUUAUUUAUUUCUUAAAUAAAUUUUAUCUGUAA